Talaromyces amestolkiae is the source of this 1635-nucleotide messenger RNA. RefSeq lists its product as uncharacterized. Gene Ontology annotation, molecular function: amidophosphoribosyltransferase activity. Bases 1 to 1635 code for a protein of 544 amino acids. The record is from RefSeq and is a predicted model, not a curated record. NCBI's taxonomy places the organism in Eukaryota, Fungi, Ascomycota, Eurotiomycetes, Eurotiales, Trichocomaceae. The transcript is spliced from 4 exons. Gene Ontology annotation, biological process: purine nucleobase biosynthetic process; purine nucleotide biosynthetic process. Gene Ontology annotation, cellular component: cytoplasm.
AUGUGUGGUAUUCUAGGCCUUAUCCUAGGCCAUAUCAGUGACGAUCCGAAUUUCCCGUGCAAAGCGGCCGUGACGUUACAUGAGGCUUUGUAUUAUUUGCAGCAUCGCGGUCAGGAUGCGUGCGGUAUAGCGACAUGUGCGGCUGGAGGGAGGAUUUUCCAGUGCAAGGGAAAUGGCAUGGCUGGAAAGGUCUUCGAUGAGGGACGACGUGUUCAGGAUCUACCCGGUUCAAUGGGCAUUGGCCACCUCCGCUAUCCCACCGCAGGCUCCGACUCCAGCGCCGAAGCGCAACCAUUCUACGUCAAUAGUCCCUACGGUAUCUGCCUCGCACACAACGGCAACCUCGUGAACGCGCGUGAACUGCGGGAACAUCUCGACAAGGAGGCGCAUCGCCACAUCAACACGGACAGCGACAGCGAGUUGAUGCUGAACAUCUUUGCGAAUGAAUUGAACGAAACCGGAAAAGCGCGUGUGAACCAGGAGGAUAUUUUCGAUGCGCUUUCGAGGAUGUAUAAGAGGUGUCAGGGUGGUUGGGCGUGUACAGCCAUGGUUGCUGGAUUUGGUAUAUUCGCUUUCCGCGACCAAUAUGGUAUUCGUCCCUUGAUCCUGGGAGAGCGUCCAUCAGAGACCCUACCAGGUGCGACAGAUUAUAUGUUUGCCUCUGAGAGCAUUGCAUUGCGACAACUUGGUUUCCGCAACCUUCGCGACAUCAUGCCCGGAGAAGCCGUCUUCAUCCGCAAGGGACAGUCACCAGUCUUCCGACAAGUUGCAGAGCAACUGGCUUAUUCUCCCGACAUUUUCGAAUAUGUGUAUUUUGCUCGACCAGACACCAUCAUCGACGGAAUUGGUGUGCACGCCAGCCGUCAAAAAAUGGGAGACAAACUGGCAGACAAGAUCAAAGAAAUUCUAGGCGAUGAAGGCGUGAAAGAAAUCGACGCCGUGAUCCCCAUUCCCGAAACAUCAAACCCCUCUGCUUUCAGCGUUGCGCAGCGCUUGAACCUUCCAUACCGCGAAGGAUUUGUCAAGAAUCGAUACGUCUUCCGAACAUUUAUCAUGCCCGGCCAGAGCGCGCGUCAAAAGGGCGUGCGCAGAAAACUGAGCGCCAUCGACCAAGACUUUGCCGGCAAAUGUGUCCUGCUAGUCGACGACAGUAUCGUCCGCGGAACAACAAGCAGAGAAAUUGUAGCCAUGGCCCGAGAGGCCGGUGCCCGCAAAGUCAUAUUCGCUAGUUGCGCACCCCCCAUCACACACCCACAUCUUUAUGGUAUCGCAUUGGCAUCGCCUGCGGAACUCAUCGCAUCCAACAAGGACCGAUUCGCAAUCGCCGAAAACAUUGGAGCCGAAGAAGUCAUUUUCCAAGAUCUCGAAGAUCUGAAAGAUGCAUGCAGAGAAUUAUCACCGCCCAAAGGGCCGCGUGAGUUUGAAGUCGGCGUCUUCUGUGGUAGCUACGUGACGCACGUCCCCGACGGAUAUAUCGAGCACUUGGCCGAAUUGCACAGCCAGAAGAGCAAACAAAGCAAGUCCGCGCCGCCCCAUGGCGCAAUCGCUGGAAGCAGCGGGGCGACGAUGUUUGAUAAAGCGAGACGCGAGGAUAUCAGUCUUCAUAAUGUUGCUAGUGAUGCUACACUGCGAUGA